AUGGCGGAGACGAGUUACGACCCACAGAAGGUCCAGGCCAUUUUACAAGACUACUUGGAGACUCUGGAAGUCCUUACCAUCAACUCGAAGCCGCUCAUAAACGACUUGACGAUGGCAGCCGACCGAUACAAGCCGUUGGCGGCCCAGAUAGUGGGAGUGAUCGAGUCUCGUUUGUUCGAGGUGCCGACCGCCGUCUCCCUUUUCGUGUCUAGAGUUGUGUGUUUGUAUUACUGUAUGUUCAUUCUCUUUGGUACUUUUGUUGUACACGGUGUGUGCGUGUGUGCUGGCCCGCGGGAAGAAGGCGAUGAACGAGUGCACGUCUCGGUGAACCAGAAGCUGCCACUGCUCUAUCUGUUGGACUCUAUUAUGAAGAACUUGAAGGGUCGAUACAUUGAGGUCAUCAACACGAAAGUGGUGGCCAUUUUCUGCCACUGCUUCGAGAAGUUGACUGACCCCAAGACCAGGAUAUCUCUGUACAGACUCCGACAGACGUGGAAUCCCUUCAUCGUGAAGAAGAAGCUGGCGGCCAUCGAUAAACACGUCCACGCCCUCGAUCCCAACUGGCCGGUGACAGCCACAGUCACUGCUCCCACGAGUCCUACCAUACACGUGAAUCCUGACUUCCUACCUGCUGGUGAAAAGGGAGGGAAGGUGUUUUCGUCUUCUUUCACCAACUCCACCUCGUCAUCUCAGGCCUCCACCGCAGCCGGUGGCAGCUCUGGACUCCAGUCCAGUCGUGCCAAGACAGCUCCCGCCAAAGAGCAGGUGGCUCCUCCCUCAGCCCCGACGUCGUCGACGACGACGGCUCCAGUGACUCUGGAACAGAAGAGAAAGAAUGUUCUGGAAGCCAUGAAGAGAAAGAAAGAGGCGCUCCUGGCCAAAGGAUCGACGAGUGGGUCAACAGUGUCCACUCAAAAGCAGGGCACGGGGUCUUCGGCUGACUCUGGGAAACCCCCUCCCGUUAGGAACUCAUCACUAGCGGACCCGCGGAAGAAGGCACCACUAGCUGGCUCUAGUGGCUCCACGAGGCUCCAGAGGACUCCGCCAGUCGCCGAGACACGCAGGGGGAAGAAGAGAUCGUUGCACAGUCCUCGCAGACCUCUCUCCUCUCGCUCCUCUCUCUCUCCUGACUAUGACUCAAAGGUAGAUGGCAGAAAACGAGCAAAGGUCUCCUCGCGUCCCCGCAGUGCUAGCCCCACCCCUCAAUCAUCCGCUCGUCAGAACAGACAUGGGGAGAAGGAGGAGGGGAGGGGGGGAGGGAGGAAAGAUGGAGGUGGGCUCGGCGAGAUUUUGAAGGGGCUGGAUAUCACUAGUCUCAUGGGCAGCAUUCAGAGAGUGAAGGAGCAGACAGAGGGUGACAGAGCUUCUCCUGCUAAAGAGGAAGACCCCAAGGUUGAUGAGCCUCCACCAGAGAAGAAACCAAAACUGGACAAUGAUGUAAUUGCCUCGGCCCCUACCUUGUCAGCACAUAAGGAAGUGGGCGGAGCCAGAGCAGAAGUGGGUGGAGCCACACUUUUGGCCGAAGAUGAAGAUGGGAUCCCGGCAAUAAAGAGCUCUCAUUUGGAUCUCGACGACAUUCCGAUGGAACUUCUUCCAACUCACCAGGAGAAAAUCAUGAAACAGGUUGAGAGGCAGCUGAAAUCAGGUCGUCUGUCAGAGGAACAGCACUCCACUCUGGUGAAGCAGUUGGACCAACUCUACGCCCUGCAGAGGAAGAAGGAGAACGGAAGAGAAGGCAGAGGCGCUGAUUCACCGGCCGACCGGAGGAAAUCUCCCUCCCCUCCUUGCACUAGGCGGGGGGCUGCAAUUGACUGGUAUGGGCAGGGGCCGCCCCCCGAGAGGGGUAGGGGAAGAGGGCACGAGGGGAACCCUGAAAAUGUUAACUACCCACAGAAUCAAGGUAAUACAGGUAGCAGUGGGGGCAGCGACCCGACCAAGCUGUUCGGCAAGUUGGUUGAGAUGGGUUUCAUCAAGGAGGAGGGGGAGGGGCCUCCACGAGAGGAGGAAGGGGGUGGGGCACCUCGGCAGCCACAGGGGGCGGGGCCACCAGACCAAGGCGGACCUCCUCCUCCGUUUGCAAUCCCCAAACUCACCUUCACCGUGGCUACACUCAAAAAGCCAUACUCUUCACUGGUUCACCUAAUGUACAUGGGUGACCCGUGUGCCACGUGUGGGCUGAGAUUCAGAGACCGGAGCACCCAGAAUUACAGCAGCCACCUCGACUGGCACUACAAGAUGAACAGUCGAGACAAGACACUCCAGAGACCCAGACACUGGUUCCUACAUCCUGAGGACUGGAUCAAGUUCGAAGAGAGUAUGGCAAAUGAAGAAAACAGAGAGCCUCUGGUACUGGAGCGAGAGGUGGAAGGGAUGGAGGAAGGAGGGGAGGGGGAGGGAGGGUUGGAAGAUGGCCAAGAGAGCAGCUGUCAGGUCCUCCCUGGAGAGGAGGCUGAGGUGUGCACAAUAUGUGCAGAGCAGUUUGAACAAUUCUGGGAAGAAGAGCUUGAAGAGUGGCAUUUCAGAGAAGCCAUUCGCCACGAGGGAAAGCUCUACCACACCUACUGCUACCAGGAUGCCAAAGAGUCAGGGGAGUUGGAUAAGUCACUACAGCAGCCAAGUCCAGUGGAGACCGACCAAAAGCCAUUAGCUGUAGCUUGUGAGAUAGCAAACUGA
Geodia barretti is the source of this 2673-nucleotide messenger RNA. The record is from the annotation of a GenBank genome assembly. Lineage: Eukaryota; Metazoa; Porifera; Demospongiae; Tetractinellida; Geodiidae.